UUGGAACAUAAGGCAUUCGAAAUUCGUCGAAGGGUUUCGGUCUUCGCUCUACCUUCUGGAUAUGCUGGUUUCUCAAGAAAAUAUGAAGCACUAAGUAUCCGGACCUCGGGAGAAUGGCAUGGAAACCAUUAUGCGAAACCCGACUUGCGGUGCCAGGGGGGUAUAAAGACCAAUAGUUGCGAAAGAUUCACUAGGGUAUCUGUCACACUCCACGGUUGCUGUGUUCUUCCCAUCGACCAUCAUGACAUCUAUCAUUUCCCAGAACUUGACCCUCAAAUGCGGCUUGCAGCUGGAAAACCGUCUGGUAAAGGCCGCAAUGGCCGAACACAUGGCUGAUGGCAAUAGUCUACCCACCGAGCUCCAUGACCGUGCUUAUGCCGAAUGGGGCCGCGGUGGUUGGGGCAUGCUCCUGACCGGGAAUGUUCAGGUCGACAGGAUGUACCUCGGGGGUGCAGGAGACAAUACGGUCAAUCCGGCCAUCGAGGAUGAGCUCAUUCGCAGGUGGAAAUCGUGGGCGGCCGCAUCCACAAGCCAUGGCACACCAACAGUCAUGCAGAUCAGUCACCCUGGAAGACAAUCUCCUUUGGGUGCUGGGGCACGGUGCAUGUUUGCCAAAAAUGUGUCACCAAGUGCCAUACCACUGGAUCUGGGGUCGGGGUUGAUGGCAAAGCUUACAAGUGCCGUGGUUUUUGGUACCCCGAGGGAGAUGACCCAGAAUGAUAUCGACCAUGUGAUCCAGCAGUUUGUGUACACGGCUCGUCUGGCCCAUCGAGCAGGAUUCCAGGGGGUCCAAUUACACGCGGCGCACGGCUACCUGCUAGCCCAGUUCCUGUCAGCAAAGACGAACCGUCGGACCGAUUCGUAUGGAGGCUUGUCAGCUGGGCGUGUGAAGAUUGUCCUCGAAAUUAUCCAUGCCAUUCGCGCAGCAGUUCCAGCAACAUUCGGCGUUGGAAUUAAACUAAACUCGGUCGAUCAUCAAUCUAAAAGCGAACUGAACUCCUGCAUCGAGCAGCUCAAGCUCAUUGUCGAGGCCGGGGUGGACUUUGUAGAAAUCAGCGGUGGGACAUACGAAGAUCCUAGAAUGAUGGGCGCUACACCGCAGCCGGUGCCAGAGAAGUCCGCUCGAACUGUGGCUCGGGAGGCAUUCUUCCUCGAAUUUGCGAGAGCCAUCCGUGCGGAAUUCCCAGGAAUUCCCUUGAUGGUGACCGGCGGCUUCCGUACGCGGCAAGGCAUGGAAAAAGCCCUGGCAGAUGGAGAUUGUGACAUGAUUGGCAUUGGACGUCCGGCGGUUCUUCACCCAACUCUGCCAAAUGACAUCCUUCUAAAUGCAGAUGUUCCGGAAGAGCGCGCGCGACUAAUCACCCAGCCAAUAUCACCUUCUCGGCUAAUCAAGAUGACCGGCAUCAAGUCGGCCGGGUCUGGUGCGGAGAGUCGUUGGUACAGCAAUGAGAUACAGAAAAUGGCCCGAAGUGCUGCCAGAUCUGCAACUUGA
Molecule: messenger RNA, 1492 nt
Organism: Aspergillus sclerotioniger CBS 115572
Lineage: Eukaryota; Fungi; Ascomycota; Eurotiomycetes; Eurotiales; Aspergillaceae
Product: NADH:flavin oxidoreductase/NADH oxidase family protein
Exons: 3
Coding region: 242-1492 (416 amino acids)
Molecular function (GO): FMN binding; oxidoreductase activity
Source: RefSeq, a predicted model, not a curated record